AUGUUCGAAGUUCGUGCUACAGCUGGUGAUACACACCUUGGUGGUGAAGACUUCGAUUCACGCCUUGUCGAUUACUUCGCUGAUCGUUUCCAGAAGAAGUUCAAGUGCGAUCUCCGCGAAUCACCACGUGCUUUGAGAACACUCAGAACAGCUUGCGAGCGUGCUAAGCGUACAAUCUCUACAGCUGCUAACGCUUCCAUCCUUUGCGAGUCUCUUUACCAGGGCCACGAUUUCCAGGAUACAAUUUCUCGUGCUAUGUUCGAGAACUUGAACGAUGAGCUCUUCAGAUCCACACUUGGCCCAGUUGCCCAGGUUCUCAAGGAUGCCAAGAUGUCCAAGUCCGAUGUCACAGAUAUCGUUCUUGUCGGUGGUUCAUCACGUAUUCCACGUGUUCAGCAGCUCCUCCAGGAGUUCUUCAACGGCAAGCAGCCAUGCCGUGGUGUCGACCCAGAUGAGGCCGUCGCUUACGGUGCUGCAGUCCAGGCCGCCAUCAUCAAGGGCGAUAACUCCGAGGCAGUCAAGGAUAUCUUACUUCUCGAUGUCGCUCCACUUUCCCUUGGUAUUGAGACAGCUGGCGAAAUCAUGACAGUUUUGAUUCCACGUAACACAACAAUUCCAGCCAAGAAGUCAAACAUCUUCACAACAUUCGCUGAUAACCAGCCAGCAGUUACAAUUAAGGUCUACGAAGGUGAGCGUACAAGAACACGCGAUAACAACCUUCUCGGUACAUUCGAUCUCACAGGCAUUCCACCAGCACCACGUGGUGUUCCACAGAUCGAAGUCACAUUUGAUGUCAACGCUGAUGGUAUCAUGAACGUUUCCGCUCAGGAUAAGUCCACAGGUAACGUCAAGAAGAUCACAAUCAAGAACGACAAGGGCCGUCUUUCCCAGGCAGAUAUCGACCGCAUGGUUUCUGAUGCUGAGAAGUACAAGGCUCAGGAUGAAGAGAUCAAGAAGAAGACAGAGGCAAAGAACGGUCUCGAAGGUUACUGCUUCGGUGUUCGUAACUCUGUCAACGGCGAACUCGGCUCCAAGAUCGAUGCUGCCGACAAGGAUGCCAUUCUCAAGAUUGUCAAUGACACACUCGCUUGGAUCGAAUCCAACCAGGACGCUUCUGUCUCUGACUACGAGAACAAGCAGAAGGAAGUCGAAGGCCAGUUGAUGCCACUCAUGCAGAAGGCCUACCAGUCUGCUGCUGGUGGUGCCGGCGGAAUGCCAGGUGGUGUUGACCCAUCUAUGUUCCAGAACAUGGGUGGCGCUGGUGGUGCUGCUCCAGGCGCUGGCCCAUCUGCUGGUGCUCGCCCAUCAGGCUCUGGCCCACGUGUUGAGGAAGUUGACUAA
Trichomonas vaginalis G3 is the source of this 1341-nucleotide messenger RNA. RefSeq names its product cytoplasmic heat shock protein 70. The coding region runs from base 1 to 1341 and encodes 446 amino acids. Gene Ontology annotation, molecular function: misfolded protein binding; heat shock protein binding; ATP-dependent protein folding chaperone. The transcript has a single exon. Gene Ontology annotation, cellular component: cytoplasm. The record is from RefSeq and is a predicted model, not a curated record. NCBI's taxonomy places the organism in Eukaryota, Parabasalia, Trichomonadida, Trichomonadidae. Gene Ontology annotation, biological process: cellular response to unfolded protein; protein refolding.